CAGGGGGAGUGUGUCCUAGAGCUGUGUGGGGAAAGGCGGGGAGGCAGGGUCUUGGGGUCAGAUGCAGCUCAGGGACAGGCUAAGACGAGACCCAGGGUGUCCUCGGGGAUGCAAUGAAGGCGCCCCUGGGGUGGGAGGGGCUGAGGCAGGCAGGGAAGUGGGGGUGGUUCAUGGGGACAGGGGUCAAGAGAAGAUUUCUUUUCUAGUUUUAGGGUGGGAGCGCUUUUUCAGCAGGUUUGUGAUGUUGACAGGAAUGCUGAAGUAGAGAGGAAACAGUGGAUGAGGCAGCAAAGAAGGGGGCUGGAGCGAUGUCCCAGGGGAGUGGGCGGAGGGACCCGUGCCUGGCGGGGUUGGGACACAGUCCCAGGGCAGAUGCCGCUGGGGCAGCUUGUUCUGCCGGCCCCUGGGAGUGAAGAGGAGGAUCUGAGCUGAAAGCCUGGUCUGAUCUGAGUUGAAAAUCUCCCCCCAGGCCAGCAGGCUCCUGCGGAGGGAGGGCGGGACAGGGAGGGUUUAGACUUGCCGGCCACGUGGCUACAGCUCUGCCCUCUGAAGUCACCAGGACUCAGCUAGGGGACAGGCCAGGGUCGUGUGUGCUGUGACAGCGGUGCGUGAGGAGGCUGGGGCAAAGAGGGUGCCUUCUGCCCUCCAAGCCCAGCAACACCCCGAGUGAGGGGGAAGCCAGUGGCCUAGGGCGAAGUUGGCUGACCUGCUCUCCUCAGGGAUGGGGGCUUGGAAAGGUGGGGCUGAUUUGCACUUUUUGGUGCUGCUGGAAGGUGGUGGGCAGGACGCAGGCCAUGCUGAGGUGGAGGGCCAUCCCCCGUGAGGGUGUGCAGAGUGGGAGGGAGGCCAUGGGCCGUGGGGGUUUCCUGACCCCAUGCCCCUCGCUAGCCUGCACAUCCUGGCCUCUCCAGGCUGGGCGCUUCGUUCCUUCAGUCCUGGGCAGUUUCCCCAAGUUGUCUCCGGUGAUCCUCCCUCCUCUCUGCUCUGCUGUCUCUUUGUAGGGCUCCCCUGAGUAACAUACGGGACCCUUUUCUCUUCCUUUCCCCUGUGAGAAAGUAAAGUUCAGGGAGUGGGAGCGCUUGUCCGUUUUUAUUAUCUGUGCCUGCAACCAGGCACCCGGGGUGGGGGCUCAAAUGCUGCUGAGAAGUUAUGCAGGCCUCCUGCAGGUUACUAGGGUCCCUGGACUGUGCUGUCCUAAAGCGACUGGGGCCACAGAUCUGGACACUGGACAUGGUUCAUGUGAUGAAAAGCAAAUGAGAAAGAGUUUUCAGAAUCAAAAAAAAAAAAAAAAAGAUAAAAAUGACAGCCUGAUCUCAGAGCUUGGUAAAAGUCACUGACUUAGCACAGGCACAGCCUCUGUCUAGAGAGCUUUCCACAAAGUCAAAAGGGUGGAAAGAAGCUUGAUUAUCUUGGAGGCAGCAGUUGGGAACACUGACGGACAGGGCACACUAGGCACCACAUAAAUCAUACCAGCAGGGAACUGUAGCCCGGCAAAUAACGGAAGAACCCCUGAACCCGCAGUGGUGUGGUUUGUGGUUCAUACGUUAACUCACAGGAGAGAAGGGAAGCUCCCCUCAGAGCCGAAGGCCGACUGAUACAUGCAGGUGGACGGAUGGAUGGAGAAAGUCACCUUUACAACCAUCCUAAGAACUGAUACAGGCUCCAGCAAGGUGCUGCUGAGGCCACGGACGUCCCAGGAGGUGGCUCACAUCCUCAGGUACUGUCACGAGAGGAACCUGGCCGUGAGCCCACAGGGGGGCAACACGGGCAUGGUGGGGGGCAGCGUCCCCGUCUUCGAUGAGAUCAUCCUGUCUACCACCCUGAUGAACCAGGUCAUGAGCUUCCACGACGUGUCCGGGGUGCUGGUGUGCCAGGCGGGCUGCAUCCUGGAGGAGCUGGGCCGGUACGUGGAGGAGCGGGGCUUCCUCAUGCCCCUGGACUUGGGGGCGAAGGGCAGCUGUCACAUCGGGGGCAACGUGGCGACCAAUGCGGGUGGCCUGCGGUUCCUUCGAUACGGCUCGCUGCGUGGGACCGUCCUGGGCCUGGAAGUGGUGCUCGCGGACGGCACGAUCCUGAACUGCCUCACGUCCCUGCGGAAGGACAACACGGGCUAUGACCUGAAGCAGCUCUUUAUUGGGUCGGAGGGCACCCUGGGAGUCAUUACUGCCGUGUCCAUCCUGUGUCCGCCCAAGCCCAGUGCCGUGAACGUGGCCUUCCUUGGCUGUCCUGGCUUCGCAGAGGUGUUGCAGACCUUCAGCACCUGUAGGCAGAAGCUGGGCGAGAUCCUGUCUGCAUUCGAGUUCAUGGAUGCUGAGUGCAUGAAGCUGGUGGAGCUGCACCUCCGGCUUGCCAGCCCCGUGCGAGAAAGUCCGUUCUAUGUCCUCAUCGAGACCUCAGGCUCUGGAGCGGGACAUGAUGCCGAGAAGCUGAGCGACUUUCUGGAGCAGGUCCUGGGCUCCGGGCUGGUGACUGAUGGGACCCUGGCCACCGAUCAGAGGAGAAUCAAGAUGCUGUGGUCCCUGAGGGAGAGGAUCACAGAGGCCCUGAGCCGGGAUGGCUACGUGUACAAGUAUGACCUCUCCUUGCCUGUGGAGCGGCUCUAUGACCUUGUGUCGGAUCUGCGCGCCCGCCUCGGCCCGCGGGCGAAGCACGUGGUGGGCUAUGGCCACCUGGGGGACGGCAACCUGCACCUCAACGUGACGGCCGAGGCCUUCGACGUGUCGCUACUGGGCGCCCUGGAGCCCUAUGUGUACGAGUGGACAGCCAGGCAGCGGGGCAGUGUCAGUGCCGAGCACGGCCUGGGCUUCAAGAAGAGGGAUGUCCUCUGCUACAGCAAGCCACCUGAGGCCCUGCAGCUCAUGCAGCAGCUCAAGGCCCUGCUGGACCCCAAGGGUAUCCUGAAUCCCUACAAGACGCUGCCCGCCCGUGCCUGACUGCCCCUGGGGUUGGUGGGAGCCUCUGGAGGGGCUGUGAUCCUGACUUGGAUUUGCCCAUGGGUGGGCCUGCAGGCCCGGCGUGGGCUCGGAGGGCUUCCCUCCAGUGGAGCCAACAGCUGGGGGGAAUUGGCCUCCUGGUCGGAGGGGCUGGGAACGGCCCUGCGGAGCCUGGGACACAGGGCUUGGGGCAGGACUCUUUGGGGUCUGCUGGUUCUGGGGUCGCUGAGCGGAGAUCCGCCCAGUCUGCUCUGCCUGUCCUCUGGGCGGGCACUCCAUCCCUUCGCAGGUCCUGAACAGGCCGGGAGGGAGAGCAGUUCUGUCUGCUCAGAGUAGACCAGGCCGCCCCUUCCUUGCCUGUGGCCCCCGGAAUUCUGCCUCAUGGGGUGCAGCCCUAGGAGGGGGCAUGGGGGUCCUUCUGCUGGUUCCACACUGUGCGAACCUCCCAGGGGCCUGGGCAGAGGUGAUGAACUCCAUGUGGGCAGUGGAGCGCUGGGAGGCUGGUCCAUCUGAGGCUCUGACCACCAGAGCCUGGAUCUUCGGCAUUAUAAGGACGACUGGGGACCGGUGACUGCUGGUCAUGUUUGAGGCAGAGUGACAGGAAUGCCCCCACCCUGGAAGGUAUCAUCUCCCCCGUUUUCUAGAAGGCCCAUCAGUUGGCAAGACCGUUGUCAGAAGCCAGGCAUUUAUUUCUCGCACUUGGUGGUUUGCUGUGUUGUGUUCACGGAGAUGAGUGUUUCUGGUUCUGCUUUUACCAUGAUUGUCAGUGGUGUCAGGUGAGAAGCCCUGCCAGGCACAAGCAAGGCAUCUGCGACAGAGCGGUUUCCAGACACGACGUCACUUACCCUCAUGGGUCCUCCCUGUUGACUUGGUCCCUGGGGCAGCUGCUUGGGCUGUGGAGACAGUCUGGGAGGUUGGACAUAUGUUUUCUCUUCCUGGCUGCCAUGAACUUCCAGUAAAAAUGGGAAUUGGUCAUGACACUCUCCUUUCUUCUGUCACUAGGACCAUAAUGUCAUAAUAGCCCACGUGAAGUGCCUGUGUACCAUGUUCCUAAAGCACCCGAACAUCAGGGCUGACAGAGUGACCUGGGGCUGGAUCCUGUUCCUGUCCCCACCCCCGUCCCCACGCUGUGUCCCUUGUGCCCAUGCCCCACUGUGUGACGCAGCCCUGUCUUGUCCGGCCCCUGGGGCAUGGUCUCCGUUUCCUGAAGCUCAGAGGCGGGUCAGUUCUUGUUGGUGAUGUGCAGGGAGGGGCUUUGUGGUACAGAGUGACUUUCCAUAAAAAGCUUUAGGGCUAAGUAUGUUUCUUUUGGAGAAUGAAAAUAAUGCAUGAAUUAUUAAAAGGCUUUAAAAAGUGGGGCCUUUUAGCUGGAGUAGGGGUGGGGCUUUGAGAUAGUGGCCUAGUGACCUGGGUGGAAGGGAGGAAGUAGCAGGAGGAACUCUGUUUCCGGGAAGGAUGAGUUGGCCCCCAAGAUGCCUAAAAGUGAAGUAGGAACUGUUUUCCUGCAGUUCACUCCUGGGGUUCACCCCGAGAAUCCACCUGUGCACAGGUGCACAUGCAGACACAGUGCACACACACAGGCACACGUGCACACUUGCACACGUUGGUGUGCCCCUGGGACGUGCACGGAGCACUGUCUGUAGGUGGUCAGUCACUGGCCAGGCCAUCCAGGUGCCUGUUGAGAAGGAGGCGGGUGUGUGCCUCAAGCCCCUGGACAGAGGGCCAGGGAGAAGAGAGGUGGCGGGUAGCUCACCUCCUGCUUCUGAGAAGGGACGUUGACUCUCAGAAGCUAGGUCACUGCAGUUGGGGCUCACGUUGGGGAGGGUUCCUGGAGCUUGGGGUCAGGUGGGGAAGAGAUGUUACUUUUUGUAUUUUUUGGAUGAUUUGGGCUUAUGUGUUUAUUUUGCCAAGCACGUGUACACUUUUAUAAAGCAGGCGCACGCUGAUUCAGAGAUCUCGUGGGAGCCGGCUGCUGCUGGGCUGCAUGGGUGUGGCCGGUCAUGGGCUGCAUCCUCCGUCCCCUCCCCGUUACCCAAACAGAGCCUGCUCUGAAGGGACCCCAAGCCCCUGCUGGCCCAGCUGGCCCCUGAUGCUGCCUCCCUGGCCAGGGUCCUCUGGCUGUGGAUGAACCACACCCUGGUGGAGGUGGGUGUUCUCCUGGGGGGUUUCUUGGGCCCAGCACAAUUUCAGGGCAUGGGUCAGGGGUCCAUCUCAAGGCCCCGUGCUGGCCCAGCAGGUAUGCUUGUCAGGACACCUGUAACUGCCUCCCUAGUCCAGGUGGCCCUCUUGUCUCUGUCCUCAACUGGUCCCUCCUGCUCUCUGCAAGGAUUUAAAACAAGGGUCCUCUCCCCACCGGUUGCCAGCUGUCCAUGACCUCGCCUGUUCCAGGGCCUGACUGGGCCUGUCACUGUGGGCCACUGCUGGCUGCAGGGCCGCCAUUGGGACUCCUGUGGGCCCCAGCCUCACCGGCCCCGAGAGCUGGCUCUGUCCUCACGGCCAUGGCCACUAUUCCACUGUCCCUGGCUGGGCACUCAGCAUGAUGGAGCUGCCCAAGGCUCAUGGCAGCUCGCCUCUCUGCCUCCACCCUGCCGAGGCCAGCAGGUGUUCUGGUGCUCAGCAUCUGACCCCCUGGAAGCCCCCAGUUUUGAGGCUGCGUUUCCCCAGCUGCUUGUGAGCUGGAGACUCGGGCUGCCCCAUCCAGUGGCCUGGGUGGAGGAGGUGGUGGUGAUGGGCCGUGGAAGGUAGGCACGUGCCAGGCAUUUCCUGCCAGUGGGACCUUGAGGGCAGUGGGCUCUCAAACAGGGGUGGGAUCCACCGGCCACCGACCCUUGUCCUGGGACUCACAGUGGCAGGGGUGCGGAUGCCGUUUCCUGUGCUUCCCUCAGCCCGUGAUGGCUCACUUCUGCCUCUCACACCCCCUCCCCUGCUUGUCUCUGUGCCAUCUUAGUGGACAGUGUCUUGGAAUCAGUGAACCGCAACACAGCCUGGUAGAGUGGACACGGGACGGAAGCCCGCGGGUGUGAGGAAGGACAGGGAGGUCUGGAGUUUUCACACCUCCAGAAAAACCUGCUGGAGCAGCAGGAAAACCAGAGGAAACCCAUCGCAUCCUGGCAGGCGGGGCUGUCAGAACCUGUGGAUGCAGACUGGACAACACCACAGACCCCCGGUGCCCGCGGAGAACACGGCUAUCCUGAGCGCACUUCAAAGCAGAACCCAGUGAAACACCCCUGCUCACUGUCCAGAACCCCCAGGCCAAGGGGUUGCACAAAACAUCCCAGGAAAAGACAGGGAGAGGGGCAGGCCGGACUGCCAACAAAGAAGCUGAACCCGGUCCGGACCCCACGGGGGUAGGGGUGCGGGAGAGACCACCCUACUCCUCCUGAGGCCCCCUCCGCGCCGGUACCAGGAGGCUCCCCAGAGUAAUCUCCCAAUGUUCCUGCAGGUGGUGAGGAAGGAGGGGAGGGUCCUAUUGUGUCUGGUUUAGGAAAAGCUUACGAUUUUCACCUUAAAACCUCUACGCCCUGCAGCCUGAGAAGAGGUCAUGUAACAGGAGUGCUCACAGCAGAGGCCCGCAGAGGGCGUCAGGUGAGCAACUGCACCUGGAGGGGCCGGGAGUGGCGGGGAAGGGGCUGCAUCAGCCUCGGUCUGCAGGGCGGGAGGGAGCCCCAGACAGGUGUGGGAGCAGACUGUAGGGAUCCUGGGGGGAGCCAGGAGGCCACCCCUACCUCGGCGCCUAGGGUGGAAUGUGGCUGCGGGUGGCAGCCCCGGCCAGGCCUGCAGGGAACAGAGUCCCAGGACAGAAGCCGUGAGCUGGGCGCAGGGGGUGCUUGGGCAGCUGUGCCCCUGCCCCUGGGUCGGACUUGGCUCCUUAAGUUGGGGCAGAAAGAAGCCAGGGCCCCCAGGGAUGUUGCCUCUGUGGACUCUGGCGGGCGGUCAGUGGCAGAGGCCUGACACUGGCUCCCCUGAACCCUGGGCUGGCCAAGGGGGUGCAAUCCCCUGUCCCUGGAUGGGAGGAGGCCUGCCUUCCUAUUAAGGCCGGGCAGAGCCCAGGGGAAGAGGAAGCUGUGCUCUCUCGCCUCCCCUCCCUCCUGGGGCCUGACCCGCCCAGGGCUGUGCAAGACCCUGCCAUAUACCACAGAAGCGGGAGUGUGAGCAGGGCGGGGCUGCACACGUGAAACUGCCCCUCACACGAAGGGGACAGGCAGGAGGGGUAGGCAUGCUCAGGGGUGACCCUCAGGCCCCCCAAGUAUGGCUCUGUCUGCAGGGCACCUCGCCUGCUCCCAGAUUUUGCUCGAAUCUUUUUUUUUUAAUUUUUUUUUCCCGGGGGAGGUAAUUAGACUUAUUUAUUUUCUUAGUGGAGGUGCUGGGGAUUGAACCCAGGACCUAAUGCAUGCUAGGCAUUCACUCUACCACUGAGCUCUACCCUUCCCCUGGCUCCAAUCUUCUUGAUGUUCCAUCUGCCCUGGGGCCCUGCUGGGGUGAGCCAGAGCCCUCCAGACCCUGGUCUCAUGGGGGCUCCAGCCGGGACCCAGGGUCACAAUUGGCCCCCUCCCUCUGUGCCUCCACCUGCCUGGGGCUGGGGCCAUCUAUGCUGCAGGUCCCGUUGCUUUGUCCUGUUCUGUCCCUCAGCCCUGAUCUGAGCCGGGGGUGCAGCGGACGGCCCCUGGGCCGCCCACCUUGGGCUGCUCUUCCUGCCCAGAUCUGGUUGCUGGGACCCCAAGUGGAGUGUGGAGCCUCUGGAAAUUCAGGGAUUGGGGAGGGAACUCCCAGACCUCCCGCCAGGUGGAAAGGGACUGUUGCCUUGAAAGGUGGGGCAAGGCACUCCGUGACUUCAGGAGGGAGGAAUGCAGAGGAUGCUGGGAGUGCCCACUGCCUGCCGGCAGCACCAUGACCCCCAGACGCAGGUGGAGGUGAGCAGGGAAGGGAGGCAGCAGGGCUUCUGGCGAGGGGUAGGGGAGCUGUGGCCACUGGGCCAAGGGUCUCUGAUGCUAGUGAGGCCAUGUGGUGGGCGACAUGGCUGUCCUCUGUCCAGGCCGUCCUCAGAAGGGAUGCCGGGGCCGGGGGGCAUUGCAGAUGAGUGGGAGCAGGCCUCCCUCUUAGACUGGCCAUCCCUGCUCUGGCUGCUGGGCGGCCCCUGGGUCCGGCCUGCAGGGUCACUGGCCACAGGGCAGAGGCAUAGGGAGACGUCUGCCCACAUGGGGGCCUCUGUGGCUGCUGGAUAAGAGCCCCCAUGUCAGCAGGGGUGUCCCAGGUCAAGGCUGCCCGAGGACCCCCAACCCACCAUCUUGAGCCCACUGAAGCCCCCAGCUGCGGGAAGGAGUGGGGAAGAGGUGGGGCUUACCGGGUCUGAGAUGGGCUCUCCAGGAGGGAGGUGGGGGGUGGAGGAUGGAGGGGUGGGGCCAGGAAGGGGAAGGCAGAUUGCUCCUUUCCCUGACACGGAGCCUGGGGCCUCAUGAGGCCUUGCUGACUUGGAGGAAUGGUGCUGUUUGCCGUGGCUUAUCCGCCCCCCUCGGUCCAGGAAGGAGGACCCUGAGAAAGCUAAGGAAACCCUCUUCCCUGCCUGAUGGGGAGGACCAACCGUCUCUGGACCGGGCUUGGUUACCAGAGCAAACCUGAGGCUCACUCUGCAGGGAGGGGACUGGACCAGGGGACCCCGGGGACAGAGGGGAGGAGCACCCCCCUACUGCCUCGGGCCUGGGGCCAUGGGAGGGUCAGUGACCACUUCUCUCACGGGGCUGGGACUGGUCAGCACCUCAGACCCAGCAGCUUCUUGGAGUAGCCACACCGUCAGGCCAGUGUGCAUCUGAAAUCCUCCACAGGGCGUCACCCCUGUGCCAGACUCCCCACGGGAGAGCUACCGGGUGGGCAGUGACUUGGAGGUGGCUGAUGCCCUGGGCUUCGUCGGCCAGUGAGGUGUGAGGGGUAGCGAGGAGCAGGUGAGAUGUGCUCUUGUCCGCCGCGUGUCCCGGUGCUGGCCAGGCCCAGAGCACACGCCCUGCAGGGGCGAGGAUGUCAGUGCCCCAGGGACCUGGUGAGGGUUGGAGUGGUGCAUGCAGAACUUCUGUCUCUGUGUGUCUGGAUUCUUUUUCUCACCCCCCCACCAUAGAAGAGAAAUACAUGGUGCUGGCCUCCAGCUCCCCAAAGACCCUCCUGGAACCCCCACCAAGGAUGGAGACAGGGCCUUAGCCUUCUCUUCCACCCUUUCAGUUGAGGGUUUUGAGAAUACAGUCUCCCUGCAUUCCAAGAUGCAGCCCCUGCCCCCCGGUUCCUGCAAGGCGAAGUGUGGCCUGCAGAAGCGCCAGCCUCUCAGAAAGGGGUGGGAAGGUCCUGAGCCUUUCCUAGGUGCCAUUAGGCCCGCUACACCAGUCACUGGUGGGGGGCUCAGACCAGGCUGGGUCAGCUGGCAUGCAGAGGGUCCUGUGGGAAGGGUCCCCAAAGCCAUGGUGAAGCCCAGAGGGGCAGGGGGUUGUGACUCCCUGCUCGAGGCUGGCCUGGAGGUGGCCACCCCCCAUGCCGUGGGGACUUUGUCUUCCCUUAUGGACUUAACAGUUAUAAAAAUGCUGCACACAUUUCCCUCAGUCUGUUUUCUAAUAUAUUUAUUUCUCUAAGGAAGAGAUGUCCUUUCAUGGAGUAAAAUCUACUCAAUUUUUUGUUUAUUUUCUACUGAGGGAGCAGGACCCUGUGGCUCUGUUAGGCAGUUAGAUAGAAAUGAACACUGGGCAGGGGGAGAGGAAGGGGUAAGGAACAACCCAGAAAAUAACAGUAUGUCUGCUCUCAGGGUAAGGGACUCCAGAAACUUUUACUUUCUCAAAAUGAGGGCCAGCAAAAGAAGCCAGUUAAAGUCAAAACGCUGCAGCUGCGUAUAAGAGAAGGACCCGGCAUAACUUGACCCAAUGUUCAUUGUAAUGUAAUUAACAUUACAGUUUGAGCCCCUUCCCUUAGGUUUCUCUGUGUGCUUUAUGGGUGAGAACCUGCCCAAAAGGGGAUGGGUGUGCCAGAGCACAAGGAACCUGAGCUGUCAAUCAGCUUGAUCACUCAAAGAAACUGAGCCUUUAAUCAAUCACAAAAAUGCCCCUAAGCCAGGACAUAAGACGGAAAAACAAAGGAGUGGUGCCAUUUUUCCCUCUCUUCGAUUGGCCCGCUCCCAGUUCUCUGGAGGGUACUGUCUUUUACUACCUUUUCACUUUACUAAUAAAAAUCUUGCUUAUAUCACACUUUCUGUCUCUCAUUAAAAGUUCUUUUUUUCUGAAAACAAACAACCCAAUCCGAAAAUGGAUAGAAGACCUAAACAAGCAAUUCUCCAAGGAAGACAUACAAAUGAUCAAUAAGGACAUGAAAAAAUGCUCAGUAUCACUAAUUAUCAGAGAAAUGCAAAUCAAAACUACGAUGAGGUAUCACCUCACACCAGCCAGAAUGGCCAUCAUUCCAAAGUCCACAAAUGACAAAUGCUGGAGAGGCUGUGGAGAAAGGGGAACCCUCCCACACUGCUGGUGGGAAUGCAGUUUGGUGCAGCCACUGUGGAAAACCGUAUGGAGAUUCCUCAAAAGACUAGGAACAGACUUACCAUAUGACCCAGGAAUCCCACUCCUGGGCAUAUAUCCAGAAGGAACCCUACUUCAAAAUGACACCUGCACCCCAAUGUUCAUAGCAGCACUAUUUACAAUAGCCAAGACAUGGAAACAGCUUAAAUGUCCAUAGACAGAUGACUGGAUAAAGAAGUGGUAUAUUUACACAAUGGAGUACUAUUCAGCCAUAAAACCUGACAACACAACGCCAUUUGCAGCAACAUGGAUGUUCCUGGGGAAUGUCAUUCUAAGUGAAGUAAGCCAGAAAGAGAAAGAAAAAUACCAUAUGAGAUCGCUCAUAUGCAGAAUCUGAAAAAAAAAACAAACCAUAAAUACAAAACAGAAAUAGACUCAUAGACAUAGAAUACAAACUUGUGG
Camelus dromedarius (Arabian camel) is the source of this 10876-nucleotide messenger RNA. RefSeq names its product D-2-hydroxyglutarate dehydrogenase (gene D2HGDH). Gene Ontology annotation, cellular component: mitochondrion. Gene Ontology annotation, molecular function: FAD binding; catalytic activity. The transcript has 9 exons. The coding region runs from base 1599 to 2933 and encodes 444 amino acids. The record is from RefSeq and is a predicted model, not a curated record. Lineage: Eukaryota; Metazoa; Chordata; Mammalia; Artiodactyla; Camelidae.